AUGUGCCUUCUUUGCUUUCAGUUUCCGAUACACAGAAGACAGUUCACUACAGGUAGACCCUGUACCUGCAAGGUCUUGCAGCUCCUGCUGGUAUGCACCACGACUGCAGAGGUGACGCUGGGCGAUCGCUUGUUCAAGGGUGCCCUCAAAUAUGCCAACCAGAGCUUGAACGGCCGCUUCAUCAGCCAGAUGGUUGAUGGCUCACUGCCCCAAGCGGCCUUUGACUACUACUUGAAGCAGGACAACCUAUACCUCUCCAAGUACGCCCGCGCCUUCGGAGUGCUGGGGGCUAAGGCGGCCGGCACGGAAGAGCUCGCCUGGUUGCUGAACCGAUCAGUGGGCUUCCUGCACGAGCACGGCAAGAAAGCCAACAGCGAGCUCCGGGAAAGCACUUUCGAAAAGGAAGCUUCCGCGACCACGAUUGCCUAUACUUCCUUCAUCCUGGAAUCAGUCUGGGGCGACGACAUGAUCAUGGGAUAUGCGUCUGUCCUGCCAUGCCAGCGACUCUACGACUACCUCUUUGCCACACUGAAUCGCACAAGGCACAUUGCAGAGGAUAAUCCGUACAAGAAGUUCAUCGAGCAGUACGCUGAUCCUAGCAACCAUGUGAUCACUUUGAAGAUGGAGUCCUUUCUGGAGCAGUAUGCCGUACAUGGCUUGUCCGACGAGUGGCUUGCGCGAGCUCAGUUCCACUACAACACGGCCAUGAAGUACGAGUCUCAGUUCUUCGACCAGGCGAUAGAGCAUUGUGAGGAGACCGGCUGCGAGCCGGCGACCCCUAUUCGAGCACUGGCUGAGGUACCUGCACCAGUCCAGCAAGCCGCAGAACAUUCGCGCUGGUCUACAGUUUGCGUGGCUUUCCCUGCCGCGGCACUGGCCUUGACGAUUUCAGGUCUCUGGGGCUCGCGCAUGAGAGCUGCCGCCACUUAUGCGAAGCCUUAG
Symbiodinium sp. CCMP2592 is the source of this 942-nucleotide messenger RNA. The record is from the annotation of a GenBank genome assembly. Lineage: Eukaryota; Dinophyceae; Suessiales; Symbiodiniaceae.